AUGGUAAUUGAUUACAACGAAAACAACUGUUUGGUUAUAGAUAAUUGUGUAAAUUACUCCUUUGAUGAUUGUAUAAAAUGCUCAAACACAUCUCAUUAUGUAAUACAACACAACCAGUGUGUAUUGAGUGAAAUACCUAAUUGUACAAUAUAUAAAUAUACAAAUUGUGUUAAAUGUAUAGAAGGGUAUCUGUAUUCUGAUGGAAGUUGCAAAGAAACAAAUUUUUAUAAUUGUGAGAAAGCAAAUGGAGUGUCGUGUAUUAAAUGUCUCCCUUCCUUUUACAGAGAAAAAACUGUAUAUUGUACUUCAGCUACUAAUAAUUCGAAAUACAUUACAAAGUCACAAGACAAUCAAAUUACAAUCAGAGAAUGUUCAAAUAAUUUUAUUCUGUAUGAUAACACAUGUUCAUCUCAAAUUAAAGAUACAACGAUGUCAAAAGAAGAAAUACAAAAUGUAUGUAAAACGACAACAUUGAAAGGAUGUUUAAGGUGUUCAGAUGGGUAUUACUUGACUGUAACUAAUUUGUGUCUUCCAUGUCAAAACUCUGAGUCUGAGUGCUUAACAUGUAAAAGUUCGACAUAUUGUCUCAUUUGUAAUUUAACAACAUCAUUUCUGAAUGCAAAUAACAAGUGCGAGCAAACAACUGAAUUGUCGAAGCGAUGCCAACAGAUGAUGCCGACAAACACGGGUUGUGAAAUAUGUAAAAAUAAUUAUUUCAAAUAUAACAACGAUUGCCUUGAUUGUGACGGAUCGUGUGAGACUUGUAUUGAUACCACAAAGUGUUUAUCAUGCAAAACUGAUUACUACCAAAUUGUUAGUGAGUCUUAUAUAUGCCAGAAAUAUAGCACUUUAUACAACUGUACAAUCAAGACUCAGAGUGGGUGUGUUGGAUGUGAAGACGGGUUUUAUUUGGGAACUGCAAUUCCACGGUGUUACAAGUGUUCAAUCAAUUGUUUAAAAUGUUAUUCGGAAGUAUCUUGUUAUACUUGUCACGACAAUUUCAUUCUCAAAAACAGUGUGUGUCGUCCACUUAAUACAGUCAAUUUUUGUGUAUCAGCAACAAACAACUUCUGUGUAAAAUGUGACAACAAACACAAAAUUUCGGAUGAUGGACUUACUUGUUUGAAAGACAAGAAAUACUUUUUAAAAAUCGGAGUACCUGUUAUUGUCAUUGCUAUUUUUCUAAUUGUUAUGGUGAUACUCAUUAUAUAUUUAACUAAUCAUAUUUACCACAGAAAAAAUGUUAAAGAGUUAAAAAAUAAAAUUUGUGUGUUUAAUAUGAAUAAGUCGAAUAUACCAUUUACUGGUUUUAGUGAAUCUCUUUGUGUCAAUAAAAGUGUCUUAAAAUUUGGAGAAGAAUCAAACGAAAACAAUGAAAUAGACGUUGACAAAGAGACGCGUACACUUUUAUGUGUUGGGAAUACAUCAAAAAAUAAAUUGAAGAUUCAAAUCAACGUAAUGAAUAAUACAGACUUAUACUGCAUAAGAACAGUCCCCUCACUUGUCACACUCAAGAAAAACGAAGCGUGUGAAUUUGAAGUGUUUUUGAAACCAAUAUGUACAUGUCAGAUUGAUGACAAAAUAGCAUGUAUAUCACUUGAUAUUUAUGAAGGAAAAGAAGAAGUCAAUUUUAUAAAAAUAAUAGCCAAAACAACAAUGACAACAAGACUUGAUUAUCACAAAUUGGUUGAAGACAAGAAACUUGGUGAAGGCUCUUUUGGAAUUGUUUUUAAAGGGACGUUUAGAGGGAAUAUUGUGGCAAUAAAAAAGAUGAAAAUUACAACAACAAACAAUGAAGAAAAACUCUUUGAUGAGUUUUCAAAGGAAAUUGAAAUGUUGGACAAAUUUCGAAGUGAAUAUAUCGUCCAUUUCUAUGGCGCAGUGUUUAUUCCAAAUAAAGUAUGUAUGGUCACCGAUUUUGCACAAUUUGGAAGUUUACAAAACUUGAUGAAAGACAAAAAGAGUGAUGAAGUUGAUAUGAAUAUCAGAGUUAAAAUGAUGAUAGACGCAUCAAAAGGAAUCGAAUAUCUACACGAGAAUGGGAUAUUACACAGAGACAUUAAGCCAGACAAUAUUCUUGUAUUUUUACUUGAUAUGAAUGACAAAAUCAAUGCAAAAUUAACCGAUUUUGGAUCGAGUAGAAAUGUCAACAUGCUGAUGACUAACAUGACAUUUACGAAAAUGUUGGAACUCCAAUUUACAUGUCGCCUGAGGUGUUAA
This is a messenger RNA of Entamoeba invadens IP1, 2220 nucleotides long. Its product is annotated as protein serine/threonine kinase, putative. Gene Ontology annotation, biological process: protein phosphorylation. Bases 1 to 2220 code for a protein of 739 amino acids. NCBI's taxonomy places the organism in Eukaryota, Evosea, Mastigamoebida, Endamoebidae. Gene Ontology annotation, molecular function: protein kinase activity; ATP binding. The record is from RefSeq and is a predicted model, not a curated record. The transcript has a single exon.